Molecule: messenger RNA, 744 nt
Organism: Mercurialis annua (annual mercury)
Lineage: Eukaryota; Viridiplantae; Streptophyta; Magnoliopsida; Malpighiales; Euphorbiaceae
Product: putative polyol transporter 1
Exons: 4
Coding region: 1-744 (247 amino acids)
Biological process (GO): transmembrane transport
Cellular component (GO): membrane
Molecular function (GO): myo-inositol:proton symporter activity
Source: RefSeq, a predicted model, not a curated record
AUGUUAGCAGAUCAGAGAAGGAAAAAUGAUGAUCUUCUCUUCCAUCAAAUAGUACUACUUGUUGGGGUUUUGUUUGAUGCAAAAAUAAGAAGGGAAGAAAGUGGUGAGAGCGGCGUUGGAAAGAUGGAAAAUGAGAGAGAUGAAAUGAUGUUGAUUAGCACUUCAGAUUACUUGACGAAAAGUCUUAAUAUAAAUUAUGAGCACUACCUAGAUAAUUUGGUAUCGAUUACUAUUUUAAUUGAGCUAGUUGGAUGUCUAGCUGCCAGAGUAUUAUCUGAUUUGAGUGGACGUCGUCUGGUAGUGAUUCUAUCCAGCGCCAUGUCAUUUAUCGGGGUCUUGCUGAUGUAUCUGUCUACCAACUAUGCAAUUUUAAUUAUUAGUCGUAUUGCGUUUGGAAGCAGAAUUGGCAUGAGAUAUUUAAGUAUUCCAAUAUUUAUUGGGGAGUUAUCACCUCCAUCAGCACGAAGUAAUGGCUGGGUCUUUUUCGCUCUUUGUGCUAUAUUUUUCCUUGUUAUCACACUUGUUCUACUUGUAAUGCCGGAGUCGCCAAGUUGGCUCGUGAGGCAAGGUCAUGUUGCUGAUGCAACCCGAACAGUUAUGAGAUGUGCAGGAAGAGUUGAAGAGGCAUAUGAUCGUAUUGAUUUAAUGAGACUGAUUAUUGGUGUCUCAACUGAUGACACAAGAGAUAUUGUCGAUAGCAUUCCAAGAGAAAUUCGUGGAGAAAUAUUUUUUGGAGGGAGUUGA